CGUAUCACAUGUAACACGCGGGUGCAGCCACCGUUGCGCUGCGUGAACGGGAAAAAAGGAGCAAGCACGGGAGAAACGCGCGUGUGUCAGGGGGAAGUCGACGUCCGUCCCCGUGAGUCACGCAACUCCGCAACUGCGACGCGCGCGCGAUGUGUAACGGUCGUCAUUUCCGACUUCUCGCCGUGAACUGAGGUCGCACUCCGAGCCGAGCCGACUAGCCGAGCAUUCGCCGUUCGCGGGUGAACACGGACGCUCCGAUCGACGCGAAGUAGGAACUUAUAGGAGGGACAGUGUACGUUUCACGGGAGGAUAUGCCGGACAGCGGAGCCGUUUACCAGCCGACCACCGUCGGCUACACGUACGACAGCGGCGGUGAUGGCACCGGGGGCGGCGGCGGGUUGAGGCACGGUUUCUGGCGUGUCAUGUCCAGGCACAAGCUCAGCUCCAGGAAGUGGCUCGAGUGGGUGCUGCUGUCGGUCGCGCUGUGCUUCUUCGUCGCUGGCCUCACGACGAUGCUCGUCAACCUCGUGUCCGCGAGUGAGCAGCCGCAGCCGCACACGACGACCGCGCCUGAGGUAAAGCCAGAGGUGCACAAGACGAUGGCUACGGAUGUGCAGCAGCACGUGGAGGACACGGGGAAAGGCUCGGUGGCGUUAGGCGCAGGCAUGAUGCUGGUAGGCGUGCUGCUCGGCUGCGUUUGGGCAUGGCUGACUUUCUUCCGUCGCAGCAAGUCACCGAGGAACGGCAUGGCGGGUGGCAGCGGUCAGUACGGGCCAGUACUCACCGAGGUGCCGAGCCAGCUGAAGAUGAAGCAAGCCGGCACGCACGACACACCGGCCAUGCCGCUUUCCGAUCAAGAGGAGGAGACGCAUACGCUAAUGCAGGACUCGGCGAGCCCGCCAUCCGUCUCCAUCGGAUCUGGCACCAUCGCUAACCAGAUUCCAGGUUGAGUAGUAAGGACAAUCGGUCGCUACCGCGAGCGCAGCGCGCACGGCACACGGACGUUGCUUUGAUUUUCCAAAUCAUUCUGGUCCCGCGCAAACAAUUUUUAUUACGAGUUAAUGGCGAUUUUGCGAAAGGUUGCCCGUUCUAUUUAGGAUUAGACGUUGCCCUCUCCGGCUUGGUCAAGCCGGAGGCGCACUCGCGAUGUCGCCGACAUCGGUUUUGUGAUUUAAAAAUUUUAUGCCAUUUGGAAAAAGCAAGUACUUUUUUUUUAAAUAUAGUUUGUGCGACUUGUGGCAUAGAAAUUUUUAUUUACAAUAGGCACAAUUGCGAUUUAAAAGCGAUCUCAUUUAUAGUGUAUUUAUAGGGGCGGCGGUACUUAGCCUUCCGUUUUUGUAUUCUGUGCAUUCCUACACUCCGUCCAUUAUCGUUAUUAAUGUGUUAAGCGAGCAUUGGAUCCAAAUAGAAAAGAAGAAAGAAAAACAAGUUACGCAAAUCUCGAAAAACAGUUGCAUUACGUGCCCGUGUGAGUUUGAUAGUAUAAUCUUUACAUCAGAAGCACUGAAUUUAAUGGGAAACGUCUUUUAAACAUCUUUUAUCUUUAUAUUAUUGGGAAACAAUACAGUUGUCAUAUCUAUAUAUAAAUGCUUUUAAAACGCCGUGUGUUGAUCUCUUUAACGACUCUUAAUCCGCUGCGCAUUUAAAUCACCUUAAAUUUGAUUCGAUAUGCGUAGAACAUUGAUAUUUUUGCAUGAGACGUGCAUUGAAAUAUUCGAUUAAAGUCAGCAGCAGUGACACCAAACACUGUAAGUUAAAGUAAAUUUCACAUAUUGACGUACGUAUCAAUUAAGCCGAUAAUUGUCACUGUAAUUAAUACGCAAGCAAUUAUGUAUAUAUUAGUAAUAAUAAUGUAUAUAAAACUUAAGUGAAUCAAUGAAACGAUACCGCGACCGAAAAUUGCGAUUGGUUUUAAAAUAUUCAUGGCGUUAGGGCGUAAGUUAAGCCAUAUAGUGCACAAUUUCAUUUACCUUGGUUUACUUUACGUUUCCAUUAAUUCAUGAUAUUGUGUAAUCGUACUUUUAUAUCGCACAUGUAUUCUUGUGACAAAGUAUAACGUUUUUCUUUUUUUUAAAUAAUUGUAUUCUCUUUAGCAAGAUAUCUAUUGCACUGAAAUAUUUCAUUUUAUACAAUCGAUUUAGCUGGUUUUGCAUGUAAACAUAAUAUAAACGUAGUAUUUACUCCAUCAGGUAUUUAAGAGGAUAUUAUGUAGGAUAUCGUUUUUCAGACAUCACGUACGUAUAACAGUCGUUAAGCUAAGUUUUACAAAUUUAUCGUUCUUACAUUGUAACGAGGCGUUUGAUUCUGUUAUGAUAAACAUUUUCGAAGAACCAUCACGAACAAUGGCCUGUAAGUUCGUCUGAAUUCAAUGCUGUAGAUUAUAAUAAGCACGCGUUUACACAUCUUCACUUGUAACAUUUGCGUGAGAACUGUAUUAUGUCUGUGUUACUGACUCCCAUAUUAAUUUAUGUUCUGGAGCAUGUAAGGCAAUAAACAAAAAAAUUAAUCUACGA
This is a messenger RNA of Ooceraea biroi (clonal raider ant), 2513 nucleotides long. RefSeq lists its product as uncharacterized. Lineage: Eukaryota; Metazoa; Arthropoda; Insecta; Hymenoptera; Formicidae. The record is from RefSeq and is a predicted model, not a curated record.